UGACAGCUUCCGGUCUGGCGUCCCCGCCCCCCGGGUGGCUGAAGCUUUCGGGGCUCCGUGCUGUCAGCCGCAGGGUAGAGUGGGCCGGGCGUGGCUAGGGAACGAGGUCCCCGCGAGCGGGGUCCCUGCAGCCAUGGCCUGCUCCAUCGUCCAGUUCUGCUCCUUCCAGGACCUGCAGUCCGCGCGCGACUUCCUGUUCCCUCAGCUGCGGGAGGAGACCCCCGGCGCCCUGAGGAGGGACCCGAGCAAAUCAUCAAACUGGGAAGAUGAUAGUUGGGGAGCAUGGGAAGAAACAGAACCCCAAGAACCUGAAGAAGAAGGAAAUACUUCUAAAACACAAAAAACUUCCUGGCUUCAAGAGUGUGUUUUAUCCUUAUCUCCAACCAGUGAUCUUAUGGUGAUAGCCCGGGAGCAAAAGGCUGCAUUUUUAGUGCCAAAGUGGAAGCAUGGUGAUAAAGGGAAGGAAGAAAUGCAGUUUGCUGUUGGUUGGAGUGGUUCCUUGAGCGUGGACGAAGGGGAGUAUGUGACCAGUGCCCUCUGCAUCCCAUUGGCAAGCCAAAAGAGGAGUUCCACUGGGCGUCCUGACUGGACCUGCAUUGUGGUGGGGUUCACAUCUGGUUAUGUGCGAUUCUACACUGAGAGUGGUGUGCUUCUGCUUGCACAACUUCUGAAUGAGGACAGAGUGCUUCAGCUUAAGUGCAGGACCUACGAGAUCCCCCGGCACCCUGGAGUGACUGAGCAGAAUGAAGAGCUGAGCAUCUUAUAUCCCGCGGCCAUUGUGACCAUUGAUGGCUUCAGUCUUUUUCAGUCUCUCCGUGCUUGUCGAAACCAGGUGGCCAAAGCUGCGGCAUCAGGCAAUGAGAACAUACAACCACCACCGUUAGCUUAUAAGAAGUGGGGUCUGCAAGAUAUUGACACUAUUAUUGAUCAUGCUAGUAUUGGUAUUAUGACUCUGUCACCUUUUGAUCAAAUGAAGACUGCUUCCAAUAUUGGUGGAUUCAACGCAGCCAUUAAAAACAGCCCGCCUGCCAUGUCUCAGUAUAUCACUGUGGGGUCCAGCCCAUUCACUGGCUUCUUCUAUGCUCUAGAGGGAAGCACUCAGCCGCUGCUGUCUCAUGUCGCUCUCGCAGUUGCGAGUAAACUGACUUCUGCUCUCUUUAGCGCUGCCAGCGGGUGGCUUGGGUGGAAAAGCAAGCACGAAGAAGAAACUGGCCAGAAGCAGAAGCCCAAGAUGGAGCCAGCCACUCCCCUAGCUGUGAGAUUUGGACUUCCGGAUUCUAGACGCCAUGGAGAAAGCAUAUGCCUGUCUCCUUGUAACACCUUGGCAGCAGUCACAGAUGAUUUUGGCAGAGUUAUCUUGUUGGACGUCGCUCGAGGAAUUGCAAUACGGAUGUGGAAAGGGUACCGAGACGCCCAGAUUGGAUGGAUUCAAAUUGUAGAGGACCUCCAUGAAAGAGUACCAGAAAAGGGGGAUUUUUCCCCCUUUGGAAAUAAUCAAGGUCCUAGUCGAGUAGCUCAGUUCCUCGUGAUCUAUGCUCCACGGAGGGGAAUUUUAGAAGUGUGGAACACACAGCAAGGACCAAGGGUGGGAGCUUUCAACGUGGGUAAGCACUGCAGGCUGCUGUACCCUGGCUACAAAAUAAUGGGCUUAAACAAUGUGACAAGUCAGAGUUGGCAGCCUCAGACUUACCAGAUCUGUCUUGUUGACCCGGUGUCUGCAAGUGUGAAGACAGUGAACGUGCCUUUCCAUCUAGCACUGAGUGACAAGAAGAGCGAAAGAGCCAAGGACCUACACCUGGUGAAGAGACUGGCGGCCCUGCUGAGAGCCACGCCUCCUCCCGGGCUGGAUUCAUUUGAAACGGAAAUAAAGGAGUUGAUACUUGAUAUUAAGUACCCCGCAACCAAGAGACAAGCUCUGGAAAGUGUUUUGGCCAGUGAACGUUUAUCAUUUUCCUGCCUUAGAAAUGUUACUCAGACUUUAAUGGACACUUUAAAAAAUCAAGAGCUCGAGUCUGUCGAUGAAGGACUGCUGCAGUUCUGUGCCAGUAAACUGAAGUUACUGCAGCUUUAUGAAGCUGUCAGCCAGCUGAAUUCUCUGCAUUCUCCCUCAGAUACACCGUUCUCUGAUAAUGACUUGGCUGUGUUGCUAAGGCUGGACGAUAAGGAACUCGUGAAGCUCCGGGCCUUGUUAGAGAAGUACAAGCAAGAAAACACCAAGAGCACUGUCCGGUUUUCUGAGGAUAGAGACGGAGUGCUGCCUGUCAAGAUCUUCCUUGAAUAUCUAGAGUAUGAGAAGGAUGCACUCAGCAUAAAGAAGAUAAGCGAAGAGGAGUAUGUGGCUCUCGGCAGUUUCUUCUUUUGGAAGUGUUUGCAUGGAGAAAGCUCCACUGAGGAUAUGUGUCAUACUCUGGAGUCUGCGGGAUUUAGCCCUCAGCAGUUACUGUCUCUGCUCCUAAGUGUUUGGCUUUCGAAGGAAAAAGAUAUUUUGGACAAACCGCAGUCUGUCUGCUGUCUUCAUACCAUGCUGUCCCUGUUGAGCAAGAUGAAAGUGGCCAUUGACGAGACAUGGGACUCUCAGUCUGUGUCCCCUUGGUGGCAGCAGAUGCGGAUGGCCUGUAUUCAGUCAGAGAACAAUGGCGCUGCCCUGCUGUCUGCACAUGUUGGACAUUCUGUGGCUGCACAGCUGUCCAACAGUGCUACAGAUAAGAAAUUUUCCCAGACAGUUUUGGGUGCUGAUGCAGAAGCCCUCACAGACUCCUGGGAAGCCCUUUCUCUUGACACCGAGUACUGGAAGCUGCUGCUCAAACAGCUGGAGGACUGUCUCAUACUGCAGACUCUGCUUCACAGCAAGGCCAGUCCUCCCACUGCCAAAGUGUCAUCGCCACAGACAGAGCCACUUCCAAGACUCUCUGUUAAAAAACUGCUAGAAGGAGGAAAAGGUGGUAUUGCAGACAGUGUAGCCAAGUGGAUAUUUAAACAGGACCUCAGCCCUGAAUUGUUGAAAUGUGCCAACCAAGAAAGAGAUGCAGAAAACCCAGAUGAACCCAAAGAAGGUAUUGCCCGAAGUUUCCUUGAGAUGCCAGAGGUGCAGAUAGACCUAGGAGCCAUACCAGACUUGCUGCGUUUAGCCUAUGAACAGUUCCCUUGUAGUCUUGAGCUGGAUGUGCUGCAUGCACACUGCUGCUGGGAGUAUGUUGUUCAGUGGAAUAAAGACCCGGAGGAAGCACGCUUUUUGGUUAGGUCCAUAGAACACUUGAAGCGCAUUCUUAAUGCACAUGUUCAAAAUGGUAUUGCGUUGAUGAUGUGGAAUACGUUCUUGGUUAAAAGGUUUUCUGCUGCUACCUACUUGAUGGAUAAGGUUGGAAAAUCUCCAAAGGAUAGGUUAUGCCGAAGGGAUGUGGGGAUGAGUGACGCAGCAAUGACGUCCUUCCUGGGGUCCUGCCUGGAGCUUCUUCAGACUUCACUGGAGGCUGACAUCAGCAGGGAUGAAAUGCAGGUGCCGAUCCUGGAUACUGAGGAUGCCUGGCUGUCCGUGGAAGGCCCCAUCUCUAUAGUGGAGUUGGCGCUGGAGCAGAAGCCCAUCCACUACCCGCUGGUGGAGCAUCACUCCACCCUGUGCUGCAUCCUGUAUGCAGCCAUGCGCUUCUCUCUGAAGAGCGUGAAGCCACUUGCCCUUUUUGAUAGCAAGGGAAAGAAUGCAUUUUUCAAAGACUUAACUUCAAUUCAAUUAUUACCGAGCGGGGAAAUGGAUCCAAAUUUUAUUUCUAUAAGACAACAGUUCUUACUGAAAGUUGUCAGUGCAGCUGUCCAGGCUCAGCAUUCUGUCACCAAGGACAAAGAUCCCUCCGAAGAGGCAGUGACCACUCAUUGGAAAGACAACUGGCCAGUUCUGGCUGUAGAUUUAGCUCAUCACCUUCAAGUGAGUGAAGAUGUCAUUCGAAGGCAUUAUGUAGGAGAGCUGUACAACUAUGGAGCUGACCUCUUAGGAGAGGAGGCCAUUCUGCAAGUUCAUGACAAAGAAGUGCUGGCAUCUCAGCUGCUCGUGUUGACAGGGCAAAGGCUGGCCCAUGCACUUUUCCACACCCAGACAAAAGAAGGCAUGGAGCUGCUGGCCAGCCUCCCACCCACACUCUGCACCUGGCUGAAGGCGAUGAACCCCCAGGAUCUUCAAAACACUGAUGUGCCAAUUGCAACGACAGCUAAACUGGUGCAUAAAGUGAUAGAGCUCCUGCCAGAGAAGCAUGGCCAGUACAGCCUGGCUCUACACCUCAUCGAAGCCGUGGAAGCCAUGGCUACACUAUGACAGCGUGAGGAGACCCUGUGACCACACAGACCACUGCAUGGCAUUUGACAGCAAGAUCUGGAACUUUGGGGAGGGUUUGUUCUUGUUUUUGUUUUGUAUAAUAAAUAAAUAUAUUACUUUUAAAAAGUGCAAUCCCGGCUAAAUUCCACUUCUUCAGUUGAGACUGAAGAUAAAAUACAUUAGCUGUGCUAUAAUUAAUACAGAUGCUUUACUGUUAGUUUUUCAUUCAAAUAAGCAGCUUUAUUAUUAACUUUGGAAUUGUAACUGGUUAUAACCUGCAAAUUUCAUUCUUACUGUAAUAUUCUAGUUCCUAUCCAAAUGUCUCCAGUGGGUUAAGUGUGUUCGUAUAGCUUCCAUCAGCACGCUAGAGAUAGAGCCCACAUCCCUUUAGAACAUGCAGAUGUCCUUAGGCUUGGCCCUGCACCAGGAUGCCACCUGGCAGGGAGCUCUGGGUGCUGCUGCUGCCAUCAGAGGAGACAUGGCUUUGAGAUCACCGGAAGGGACCUGGAGAAGGACCUGGAGCCUGCUGUACUUGCCAGAAUUGGGAAUCAGAGAUGUGAACAAUGCAGCAGAAUCAAUGAUGAUGUAAACUAAGAUUUAGUCUUUAUUUUGUCAAGUUCCAAAAUUGUAUCCACAUCAGGUAAUUGUAAAAAAUGUAUUAUCUUGUAAGACUUAUGUAAAAAAAGAACAAAGCAAAGAAUCUAAAAUAUUUAAAGUCCAACUUUAUUUUUCUUCCAAGUGUUCCAAAGUGUCUGUUUCUGGGACUUGGUCAUGUUGCCUAUCCCAAGAGCAGGCCAGAGAGCACACUUUGUGCUGUGACAGCCUUAGCAAACCUACCUCACAGCUGGGUGGAGAGGAUAAACUGCGACCAGUUCUAUAGCCUGUAGUGCCUAGAGCAGACCAAGUGCUACCUACCAAAGUGGGAGGCAAACCCACCUACCCCGUCUGGCAACAGCGCUUUGGCUCUGCAGAUCGGCAAGUGCUAACUGCGGUUUAACUAUCUCUGGAAUGUAGCCAUACAGUGCAAUUAUUGGUGUCUGCCAUGACCACAGUUGUUCACAGGAAUCAUUCUAAUAGUGGGAAGAAGCCAACUCCACCAUUGUGAAGGUUGAGAAUGUUCUUCAGGGACACCCAGUAAAAGUCUGAACCUGAGUACACACAAAUGUGAAUUCUUUUCCCUUAAAAAGUUAGAUCUAGGUAAGAUUGUGCCUGGCUAAAACUAACACUGUUAACUGUCAGAUUUCACACCUUCAAAGAGAAAUACUUCAUGUGUCACUCGGGUGGCUGAGGAGCAGCUGGCCAUGGGCUGCUAUCUCUUUAAGUCCAGCUUGAGUGACAGAAAACCCGCUCUUCUGUAUGUACGUGGUCCCAGGAAGUCCGUUCUCCCAUGCCCUGCAGUACUCUGGAAGAGGAGCAGGCACCACUAAUGAUGACGGUCUUUUUACUCUAAUUCCAUUACUUGUUUGGGAGGGGGGUGGCUUGUGUUUUUUUUUGAGAAUAAAACUGGCUAAAUUUACUCUUGUAAGUCACUUAAGAGAACCAGAACACAAAUUGUUAAGGCUCUCAGAUGUGUCAUUCAAAAUAUACAUAGAAUUUAAAAACUAAAUCCUGAGUCUGUUUAACAAAAACAGUAAAAUAGUCUACUACUUUACUAAGGGCUUUAAAAAUAAAUCUGAUAAAGAAAAAUUAACAUUUAUGUAUCCAUUCUCUAACAACGAAGUGCCACAAAUAAAGUAAUUAGGUUCUAAUAUGGGGCUGGUGUCCCUACAACGAGAGCCUGACACAUGCCCUUAGCCAGUAGUGUUUCCCUAGAUGCCCCAUCUCUUCUUACAAUUCCAUAUUUUUAUCUUGUUAAUGAAAGUGUCAGUUAACCCUAACUUCUCUGUCCCAGGUUGUGCUUAGAUGUAGAUAGAAGAGGAGGGCCGGGAUAAAUGUAGACACAGCAGUACACAGCACCAGGCUUCCCAUGCUUCCCACUCUGGCAGAGACAGAAAAGAGCUGUACCUUGUUAGAAAAGUCCAUCUAAGGUCAGUGUGAAGCCUGCUGCAUUUACAUAGCUUUUUAAAAAUAUGAUUACUUGUGAUUUAAAAUCAUGGAAAACUAAGACUUAGUACCAAUAAGCUUACAUUGAUUACAGCAUUCACUUAGAAACAAGUAUUCUUAAACAGUACACUAGCAACAGUGAAGGCUCUCACCUCAGGGAUGGGUUUGCUAGGCAGCUAGAUUCUGCUUAGUAGAUUAGCCAUCCUUGGAAGAUCAAUCCAGUUUUGGAUUCCUUACAAGAUGCUCUAUUAUUUAUCUACUGUCAAUGUAUUGUAAGUAGUGAAUUCUGUAUAUACCAUUAUUUUCCAUGUCUGUUCAUUAUUGUGAACUUAUGUAUAUUAGUGAAAUAAAUUUUCAGCUUUCAUGUUA
Molecule: messenger RNA, 6715 nt
Organism: Onychomys torridus (southern grasshopper mouse)
Lineage: Eukaryota; Metazoa; Chordata; Mammalia; Rodentia; Cricetidae
Gene: Rab3gap2
Product: RAB3 GTPase activating non-catalytic protein subunit 2
Exons: 35
Coding region: 134-4303 (1389 amino acids)
Biological process (GO): regulation of GTPase activity
Source: RefSeq, a predicted model, not a curated record